UCAGAAGCUUCCUGUCGAAGCAACCCGGUACCACGACGAGAAAACUCCGGCGAUCGGCCGUCUCCUCCGCCGUCCCUUCUACGCCAUGAAUUCGAGAUCCUCAUCGCGCGCCGCCUCCAACGCCGCCGCCUUCCCCUCCUCCUCCGCUCCCUCUGGUGACUCCCGCAAGAGGAGCAGAAACCCUCCCACCACAAACCCACAAAGGCCUCUCCGCUCGAAGACCAAGGCCCCUUUCGCCGACUUUCGAAGUUACAUGGUGGAGAAGAACCGGAAGCUGCGGGCCCAGUUCCAAGCAGACGCAACCACUUCGUCCCUCGGCGCUGGCAGCGGCCGUGCUGACUCCGGCGAUGAUAAGGGAAUAUUCCAUGGGGUUUCCAUUUUCGUUGAUGGAUUUACCAUUCCGUCCAGUCAGGAACUGAGGGGGUAUAUGCUGAAGCAUGGUGGGCGGUUUGAGAAUUACUUCUCGAAGCAUACUGUGACUCAUAUCAUUUGUGGCAAUCUACCUGAUAGUAAAAUGAGAAACCUUCGGGCAUUCAGCCAUGGACUGCCUGUUGUGAGACCUCAGUGGGUGCUGGAUUGUCUGGCAGCUAAUGGGCUCUUGAGUUGUGCUCCUUAUCAACUUGGAGGGCUUGUGAAUGGAACCUGCAAACAACAGAAACUUUCAACUUACUUUCAUCACCAGGGCAUCUCAAGUUGUAAUGAUGCUAGAACUACUGUUAAUCAGGAUGUGAAAAUUGAUGUGGAUCCUAAGCAAUUAGUAUUACCUCCAGAGGGCCAAUGUUUUAGAUGCGAUGGGCCCAGUGGCCAAGCCACUGAAGAGUUGGAAUGCAUGAAAGUUGAAAAAUUGUAUGGAGAGAUAAAUGCAAACCCAGAAUCAACUGAUCUGGAGGUCAAGUUUAGUGUUCCACCUGCAUCUGGUGCCAUUCCUUCUCCUUUAAGUAUGAUUAAUAAGAGUUACAUGGGCCAUCAAAAAAUACAUGAAUCUUUGGAUUCAAGUGUAAAUUGCAUAGGAGCUUCCAAUCAGGUACACUCAACACUUACAGAUCCAAACUUCGUGGAGAACUACUUCAAGAGCUCUAGGCUGCAUUUCAUUGGAACCUGGAGAAAUCGAUAUCGAAAGCGUUUCUCUAACUUGCUCACUGGAUAUAAGAGCAGCAAUGAGAAAACCAAUUGUUGUGUGGCCAAGCAGAAAGCUUCAAUUAUACAUGUAGAUAUGGACUGCUUUUUUGUAUCAGUGAUCAUAAGAAACUUCCCAGACUUGGUAGAUAAGCCUGUAGCAGUGUGCCACUCGAACAAUCCUAGAGGAACAGCUGAAAUAUCCUCUGCAAAUUAUGUGGCAAGAAAUUAUGGAGUGAAGGCUGGGACGUUUGUCAGAGAUGCCAAGGCUUGCUGCCCUCAUCUUGUUAUCUUGCCUUAUGACUUUGAGGCUUAUGAAGAGGUAGCUGAGCAGUUUUAUAGUAUAUUGCAUAAACACUGCAGCAAAGUUCAGGCGUUAAGCUGUGAUGAAGCAUUUUUGGAUGUGACAGGAUGUGACGACGAUCCUGAAGAAAUUGCAUCAAUGAUUAGGAAGGAGAUCGAAGAUACCACCCGCUGCACAGCCAGUGCAGGUAUUGCUGGAAAUUUGCUUCUGGCUUAUUUGGCUACUAGAUCUGCUAAACCAAAUGGCCAACGAUUCAUUCCAUCUGAGAAGGUUGAGGACUAUUUGAAAGAUCUUCCUGUCAUGGCACUUCCAGGCAUUGGGUAUGCUACAUAUGAGAAGCUGAAGAGCAGACAAAUUCAAACUUGUGGUCAGAUGUACAUGAUACCGAAGGAAGCUCUACAGAAGGACUUUGGUAUAAGAAUUGGUGAUAUGUUGUGGAAUUAUUGUCGAGGAAUUGAUAAUCGAACAGUUGAAGUUGUUCAGGAAAGAAAAUCCGUCGGAGCUGAAGUUAAUUGGGGAAUUAGGUUCAAUAACCUCACAGAUUGUCAUCAUUUCCUUGUGAACCUCUGCAAGGAGGUCUCAUUGCGGCUGCAAGGAUGUGGAUUGCAAGGACGUGCUAUUACAUUAAAGGUAAAAAAAAGAAAGAAAGGAGCAGCAAAGCCAUUAAAGUUUAUGGGCUGUGGAGACUGUGAAAGUGUGAGCCGGUCCAUUACGGUACCUGUUGCCACAGAUAAUGUAGUUGCACUUCAGAGAAUAGCCAAGCAGAUUUUUGCUUCUUUUCAUGUUGAUGUCAAGGAAGUUCGUGGCAUUGGCUUGCACAUGACAAAGCUUGAGAGCUCGGAUAUUAGUAGAAAAGGGCAUGUGGACAAUGCACUAGAAUCGUGGCUCAGUUCUUCCACGGUUGACACUGGAAAAAAAAGUGAACAAAUUACUUGUGCAGAUAAACAGUGUGAUAAUGGAGGUUUGCCAUUGCCUAAUGGGGAACCUCAAUCAAGAUGCAUAUAUGGUUCAAAUCAACAAGAUUUGGGGAAAUCUAAGUCUUUGUGUGAUAGUGAUACUGGUUAUAAUUGUCUUCCAGAUAAGGAUGCCAGGUGUUGCAGAUCUUAUGAAAUGAGAGCCUCAGCAUUGCCUCGUCUAUGUGAUCUAGAUAUAGAUGUAGUUAAGGAUCUUCCUAGAGAUAUAGUAUUGGAAAUGGAUGAUAUUUAUGAGGGGGAACUUUCUGAUCUUAUCAGGAAGAGUGAAAAGAAGGGUAGCCGCAGCAGCUCAUGCUCCUCCAGCGUAUCCUUGCCAAAUGAGGACACUAAUGUUAUUGAUGGUUACAUAGCUAGUGGGCAUGUUGAUUCUCCAGAACUGGAUUUAGGUGCUAAAGAUAAAGGGAAGCUGCCUGUUCGUGAGACUUUGAAUCCAAAAACAGUUGAUCCUUGUAGAAGUAAGAAUCCAAAUAAGAAGGCGCAAGUCUCUGUAUUAGAAAAUGUGAAGUCUGUGGAGAGAACAUGUCUGAAAAUUCAAUCACACAAUUCUUGCUCAAGAUUAAACGAGCUGCAUAUUACCUCAACCAUGGGGCCACAACAGUUAAUGCCUGCAUCGCUUAGCCAAGCAGAUGCUUCAGUUCUGGAACAGUUGCCUGAAGAUGUAAAGGCUGAUAUAUGUGGCUUCCUUCCAGUUCACAGGAAAAUAAAAGUAUGUAAGGAUGUUCCUUUUGGGUUUGAUGUUCCAAACAGUGUUAAACAUUCCAGUCCAUGGUAUACCAAAUCAUAUCUUUGGUUGGGCAGUCCACCAUUUUGGGUGGAGAAAUUCAAGAUAAGCAACAGCUACUUUUUGAAUGCAAUUGCUAUGUUGUAUGCCGAAUCUGGCAAGGAUAUUCUUCUCUCUUCUAUUCUUCAGUCUAUAACUCCAUUGCUUUCAUCAGUUUCUGAGUCAAGUUGUGAAGAAUAUGAUGAAGCACUUCAUAGCUUGCAUGAGGUUAUUUCGCAGUAUAUUGUUCUAAAGAUUGGAUCUGAUGUGGAGGAGCUUUACAAUUGCUUUUGUUUUCUGAAACGGUUUUCUACGGUGUCAAAGUUGUUAUUGCGAGUAUACAACAGUACACUUCCUCUUUUUCAGGCUUCCAUGAGUGAGAUCUACGGAGGAAAAUUACGGCUUUCUGUUAUUCGUGAAAAGCCUGGUGAAGAAUGAAAUUGCUGUUUGUUGAACCAUUGUGCUUCAGGGUUCACUGCAUCUUGACAUUGAUGCUUGGUCCUUGUGGGGGAUUCACAGAUAAAAUUUUGGUUUUGUACAUAGCAAGCACUUCUUGGUUUUAAUAAUGUAUAUAUGCCUGGCAGUGAGAUACUAGUGAUCCAAAAAAAUAUGAAGUAACAAAUAAAAGGAAACAAUGGAGGAAUUGAGUUGAUCUGUCAUAGUUGAUGCAUCAAUUAUUUGUGGCAGCAACUACAGUGGGUAGCCUGGUUUGUUCUAUAAGAAAAUAGAAAGAUAAUUGGCUGAUGCCACACCAGUAUCCAGUAGCACAGUGAGAUCUUGUGGCCCAACAACGUCAUGACAGUCCGAUAAAUCCGGUUACUCUUUUACAUGAAGUUGGCUACAUAUGAUGCAUAUAUUCAAGAACUUACGUUUUUAAACAUUUUAGAGGACAGACACUUACUAACUAAUUUGUCGUCUCCAAAGUUUGAUACAACUGAGGACAAAUGUUUUUUGUGCUGAACUGUUUAUAUUAUAUUAUUAAUGAGGGAAAAGGAUUCAUGUA
This is a messenger RNA of Musa acuminata subsp. malaccensis (wild Malaysian banana), 4157 nucleotides long. RefSeq names its product DNA repair protein REV1. Gene Ontology annotation, molecular function: damaged DNA binding; DNA-directed DNA polymerase activity; deoxycytidyl transferase activity. The record is from RefSeq and is a predicted model, not a curated record. Gene Ontology annotation, biological process: error-prone translesion synthesis; error-free translesion synthesis. Gene Ontology annotation, cellular component: nucleus. NCBI's taxonomy places the organism in Eukaryota, Viridiplantae, Streptophyta, Magnoliopsida, Zingiberales, Musaceae.